Nerophis ophidion (straightnose pipefish) is the source of this 5645-nucleotide messenger RNA. It is a transcript of the gene ikzf5, whose product is annotated as IKAROS family zinc finger 5. The transcript is spliced from 4 exons. NCBI's taxonomy places the organism in Eukaryota, Metazoa, Chordata, Actinopteri, Syngnathiformes, Syngnathidae. Bases 373 to 1632 code for a protein of 419 amino acids. Gene Ontology annotation, biological process: regulation of transcription by RNA polymerase II. The record is from RefSeq and is a predicted model, not a curated record. Gene Ontology annotation, molecular function: RNA polymerase II cis-regulatory region sequence-specific DNA binding; DNA-binding transcription factor activity.
CCUGUCGAUGCACACGCCGUGAACUUUCACCCCUCCACCCUGGCGAGUUGUUUUGAUCCAGCAGCCUGACUCUUCUUGUCUUCUUGUCUUUGUCCUCUGCGGCAGCGACCUAAGUACAUGCGGACAUCGGGAGACGAACAUAAAGACGUGAUGGAGAAAGACAAUAAUGGCGUUGUCAAGUAGAAACCGGACGGAAUAUGCUUUUAUCCCCCAGCUAACGUUAGCCGUGAAGCUAACGUAGCGAGGAGCGAUGACAAUGGACUUUUUAGCCUGGACUAACUUCUUUUAAAAGCUUCUUUUCAGCGUCUCUGAAUAACAACACGCACAGAGUCUCCUUUUUGAAGAUCAGGAUACAUCCAUCCCUUUCUUUCAAUGAACGAGGAAAAGCCAGACACUUUGGACUUCGUGAAGGAUUUCCAGGAAUAUCUAAGCCAGCAGACCCAGCAUGUCAACAUGAUAUCAGGCUCGGUCAGCGGGGUCAAAGAGGUGGAUGAAGUACCUGCUGACUACAGUCAGAAUGGGCUGGAUCACCCUGCAGUGGACAUGUCCUUGGAGGACAGCUCAGGGGUCUUGGUGGAUGGUUUUGAGAGAACGUUUGAUGGCAAGCUCAAGUGUCUCUACUGCAACUACGCCACCCGAGGAACGGCACGGCUCGUAGAGCACAUCCGCAUGCACACAGGAGAGAAGCCCCAUCGCUGCCACAUCUGCCCAUUCGCCUCUGCCUACGAGCGCCACCUGGAGGCCCACAUGAGGUCCCACACAGGCGAGAAGCCGUACAAGUGUGAGCUGUGCUCCUUCCGCUGCAGCGACCGCAGCAACCUGUCACACCAUCGUCGCCGGCGCCACAAACUCGUCCCGAAAAAGGACGCUCGCACCCUCUCCCAUAAGAAGAUGAUGAGCGUCCUGCAGAAGAAGGCCAGCUCCCUGAACUACGGCCGCCGCCUCCUCCUCACCUCCUGCCCUUCCUCGGUGGUGACGCCCAGGGUGGACAAAGACUGUGACCAUCAGCUGCCUCACUUACAUCAGGAGACUUAUGAUGAUCUGAGUCAUGCGGGUGAGGAGAGCCUCUCUCGGAAUCCAAGCCAUCAUCAUCCAGACCUCAUCAUGGAUAACCCCCUGAACCAGCUGUCUGUCCUGGCUGGCCAGUGUGCCAGCCUCCCUUCAGCAUCUCCAGGAGCAGACUCCGUCGUCGACGAGAAGCCCCUCAUUAUCCACCAGCCCCUUUCUCCCACCACACCCGAAGCCGCCACAGCCAGUGCGGCACAAGCUUCCUCAUCGUCUCCGAUCACCCCGGAGACCCGCGCGCCCCCGCACAGCAACUGCAGCCCCGCAGGAGGACCCUGCAGCCCCGCAGGAGGACCCUGCAGCGAGCACAGUGGACGGACCAGCACUCCCACCGUCUCCAACAGCCAACCCAGCACCCCAGCCCCCGCCCAGUCCGCCCCCACGCAGGACUCCCACACCAUCCAUCACUGCCAACACUGUGACAUCUUCUUCCCAGACAACAUCCUCUACACCAUCCACAUGGGCUGCCAUGGUUACGAGAACCCAUUCCAGUGCAACAUCUGCGGCCACAAGUGCAGGAGCAAGUAUGACUUUGCCUGCCAUUUUGCUCGCGGGCAGCACAUGUGACGUGCAGAGCAGCUUUGUUUAUUACCGUAUUUCCUUGAAUUGCCGCCAGGUAUAUAGUAUGCGCCUGCCUAGAAUUACUGCCGGAUCAAACUCGUUUCGCAAAAUAAUUAGCGCAUGCAUAGCAUUAACGCCGGAUCAAACUCGUUUCGCAAAAUAUUAUUUUUAUUAGCACAUGUCUAUAAUUUCCGCCAGGUCAAACUCGUUUCGCAAAAUAAUUAGCAUAUGCCUAGAAUUUCUGCCGGCUCAAACUCAUCACGUCACGAGUGACACUUCCCCUUUUCAAAAUGGAGGAGGCUGAUUUCAGUCAUUUGAAAUCGCAUAAAGGGAAGAAGAUUAAGAGCUAUUCAGUAGGAUUUAAGGUCCAAGCUAUUGAAUAUGCUAAAAAGAACAGUAAGCAGCUAUGUUUUAUUAAUAUACCGUAGCUGCGUGUGUCAAAUAUGUGUCAAUAAAUGUCUCCCGCCUCCUGGUGGUAGAGGGCGCUAGUGAUCCUUCUUGCGACUACUCGGCUGCAGAAGAAGUGACAACAAGCAGCAAGAGUGAGCAGAGAUCGUUUAUUUUUUCCUCUCGCUUGCACUUUUAACAUGGAGGAUUACAUAUCUAAAAUAAAACCGUUUUCUAAACUGGACUUUCAAUCGAAGCACUAGGUAAUAAAGGAAGAUCUCCAUCGAGACAGAGAGACUUUUAAAACUGAAGAAAGAUAAGGAAGACUUCUAUAAACAAGUUAUCGAUGCUUUUGAUCAGAAGGAGCUGCGCAUGGACUUCAUUUAUAAGUAAAGGUAAGAUCGUAAUAACAUGUUUUUUUUAUUAAAUGUGCUUUUCAUGAUGGUAUUUUUACAUCACACUCAAAUUUAUAAGCGCAGGCCUAAAUUUACCUUUGGUAAGCGCCGGAGUGAGAAGAGGUUUUAAAAUAAUUAGCGCAUGCAUGCCUUUACCGCAUGCCUUUGGUAAACACCGGAGUGAGUAGAGGUUUUAAAUUAAUUGGCGCCCCGGCGGCAAUUCAAGGAAAUACGGUCCUUUUCCACGGCCUUGAUGUAGCUGCGCUUUGCUGGAAAACACGACAUAUCAGAUGAGUCGGUGCAUGUUUUUAACUCGCCUUGGUCACUGGUGAAGAAUUCUGCAAAGAAGUCUUUUGGCCGCGUGAAAAAAAAAAUGCUUAAAUAGAAGUUGAAAUAGUACAAUACAGUAAGUUUACAUCAAAAAAAGGCACAACAUUGUAUUACAAAAAUAUCUCUUCUUGGAAGACCAAAAUCAUGUAAAAUUAGACCUUAUUCUCGUUAAAACUAAUUUCUCGUUUUUGUGUUAUUUUCUAACUUUAUGUGGAAAAAAAGUCACUAUAAAUCAGGUCGUAAUAUUCUAACAGAAAAAUGUGAAUACUCUUUAAUAUAUUUUUUGUGUCAUUUUAUGUUAAAAAAAAGUUGCAAUGCCACAACAAAAACGUUAUUAUACAGUAUUAAGAAAAAGGUGAUUAAAAGUAAUAAUGAGGUACAAACACCUACAUUUUUCAGUAACACAUGAUCAUUUGUAGCAUAAAACGCUCAUUUUGAAGACUUAGUGUUAAGGUCUACAAACAAUACAUUCGGCAUUUUUGGCCAAUCAACAUCAGGAUUUCCCUUUAGAAUUCAAACUAAUAAAUGUGUCUUUUGACUUUAUUUGAUUAGUUUAUUUUUCAGUGUGGCCCUAAUACUUCUUUGUAUAAUUCAAACAAUGCAGCCAAAAAGGUUGUUUUAAAAAAAGAAAAUCUCGUGGAGUUACAUCUUGAAAGUUUCCACGCUAUCACAUUCUUAAAAGUCACGUGGUGUCACAAGUAUUUCUUGGCAGUGCCUAACAUUUUUAGUGUGAGUGAAUCAUUUAAAUCGUAGCAAAGAAACCAUCUUUUGAUUAACUAUGGGCUGGCUAUAACUUCCCCAAAUCAUUUUCCCACAAUUGCUACUAUUGACAGUAAAACCUGGCCAAUCGUACAAACCCCGUUUCCAUAUGAGUUGGGAAAUUGUGUUAGAUGUAAAUAUAAACGGAAUACAAUUAUUUUCAAAUCCUUUUCAACCCAUAUUCAGUUGAAUGCACUACAGAGACCAGAUAUUUGAUGUUCAAAAUCAUGAACUUUUUUUUUUUUGCAAAUAAUUAACUUAUAAUUUCAUGGCUGCAACAUGUGCCAAAGUAGUUGGGAAAGGGCAUGUUCACCACUGUGUUACAUCACCUUUUCUUUUAACAACACUCAAUAAACGUUUGGGAACUGAGGAAACUAAUUGUUGAAACUUUGAAAGUUGAAUUCUUUCCCAUUCUUGUUUUAUGUAGAGCUUCAGUCGCUCAACAGUCCGGGGUCCCCGCUGUCGUAUUUUACGCUUCAUAAUGCGCCACAGAUUUUCCACGGGAGACCGGUCUGGACUGCAGGCGGGCCAGGAAAUUACCCUCACUCUUUUUUUACGAAGCCACGCUGUUGUAACACGUGCUGAACAUGGCUUGCCAUUGUCUUGCUGAAAUAAGCAGGGGCGUCCAUGAAAAAGACGGCGCUUAGAUGGCAGCAUAUGUUGUUCCAAAAGCUGUAUGUACCUUUCAGCAUUAAUGGUGCCUUCACAGUUGUGUAAGUUACCCAUGCCUUGGGCACUAAUACACCUCCAUACCAUCACAGAUGCUGGCUUUUGAACUUUGCGUCGAUAAAAGCCGGAAUGGUUCGCUUCCCCUUUUGGAAAAUAUUCGACAUGAUGUCGAAUAUUUUCAAAAACAAUUUGAAAUGUGGACUCGUCAGACCACAGAACACUUUUCCACUUUGCAUCAGUCCAUCUUAGAUGAUCUCGGGCCCAGAGAAGCCGGCGGCGUUUCUGGAUGUCGUUUCGCUUUGCAUAGUAGAGCUUUAACUUGCACUUACAGAUGUAGCAACGAACUGUAUUUAGUGACAGUGGUUGUCUGAAGUGUUCCUGAGCCCAUGUGGUGAUAUCCUUUAGAGAUUGAUGUCGGUUUUUGAUACAGUGCCGUCUGAGAGAUCGAAGGUCACGGUCAUUCAGUGUUGGUUUCCGGCCAUGCCGCUUACGUGGAGUGAUUUCUCCAGAUUCUCUAAACCUUUUGAUGAUAUUAUGGAGCGUAGAUGUUGAAAUCCCUAAAUUUCUUGCAAUUGCACUUUGAGAAACUUUGUUCUUAAACUGUUUGACUAUUUGCUCACGCAGUUGUGGACAAAGGGGUGUACCUCGCCCCAUCUUUUCUUGCGAAAGACUGAGCAUUUUUUUGGGAAGCUGCUUUUAUACCCAAUCAUGGCACCCACCUGUUCCCAAUUAGCCUGCACACCUGUGGGAUGUUCCAAAUAAGUGUUUGAUGAGCAUUCCUCAACUUUAUCAGUAUUUAUUGCCACCUUUCCCAACUUCUUUGUCACGUGUUGCUGCCAUCAAAUUCUAAAGUUAAUGAUUAUUUGCAAAAAAAAAAUGUUUAUCAGUUUGAACAUCAAUUAUGUUGUUUUAGUAGCAUAUUCAACUGAAUAUGGGUUGAAAGGGAUUUGCAAAUCAUUGUAUUCCUUUUAUAUUUACAUAUAAUACAAUUUCCCAACUCAUAUGGAAACGGGGUUUGUAUAUUAUGUAUGUCGGCGUCACUAGACUUGAACAAAGUGGUCUUGUUCUGUGUCCUGAGCUUCCUGCCGAGGCCCAGGAAAUGUAACAAUGUGCAAAUUGUUUUAACACCAUGAUCGUUUUGGUAUUGUAUCGAGUUACGUUGCAAAUCCGUAUCCCCAUUACCCCGCGGCUUAUUUAUUAUCCUUCGUGAUAACCCACAUUUGUUUGACCUCUUCUUUUCUGAAUAGGUUCUUUAUAUUGUACUCUCAGUGGUUGGAUCGAUGUUUGUCGUCGGAAUCGUGUUGCAGUACGUCCGCUCCAUUGGCAGGAUUAUCCCGUGUCUGUUGCUAAGCAACGUGUGUAUUUUAAUGCCUUAUGCUGUCACUUUAAUGUCAAAGCCCUUGCAUCCUUUGGGGUGCGAAACACUGUCUUGAAUUCAUUUAGCUUAAUUUAUGAGAAGUAAAGUGUUUUUCUAACUGA